AGCAAGCACCUCGCUGCUAGUGGUGACCAUUGAUCAGCCGAGCUGCCGCGUCGUGACGAUGAGGGGGCUCCUCCUGGUGGUCGCCAUGGUCUUGGCCGCGGCGUGCCUCGCGGACGGCAAGGGCGAGUGCGGGGCGUCGCCGCCGGAGAAGGUGGCGCAGAAGCUGGCGCCGUGCGAGUCGGCGGCGAAGAAGCCCAACUCGGCGCCGUCGAGCGGGUGCUGCAACGCGGUGCACACCAUCGGGAAGCAGAGCCCCGAGUGCCUGUGCGCCGUGAUGCUGUCCAAGGCCGCCAUGAAGCACGGGAUCAAGCCCGAGGUCGCCAUUACCAUCCCCAAGCGCUGCAACCUCGUCGACCGCCCCGUCGGCUACAAGUGCGGAGAUUACACACUGCCAUGAGCUGCGAGAACUACUCGAGCACCGGUGCACGAUCCGUCCCAGUAUGAGUAAAGCACGAGGUUGUGUGAUGGUGACGUGUCAGAGCAUGUGUGUGUUGUCACUAAACGAGACUGGAGAUUACCAUCCAUGUCGAAGCUGCAGCGUGACGAGUGUAUCGAUAGAUAUACGUACUCUAGUGUAGUCAGUGUCAGCCGUCAGGGAUCCCUGAGAUGUAGUCUUGCAUCCUCGAAAUAAGACUCGUCUUAGCUUCUUGGACAAACUCGGUUAGAGAUGCUUGUGUGCACUGACUCGUAGUACCUCCUCCGUUUGUAUCACACCAAUCGAAUAAAUGACAUG
Messenger RNA from Setaria italica (foxtail millet), 733 nucleotides. RefSeq names its product non-specific lipid-transfer protein. The transcript has 2 exons. Gene Ontology annotation, molecular function: fatty acid binding. NCBI's taxonomy places the organism in Eukaryota, Viridiplantae, Streptophyta, Magnoliopsida, Poales, Poaceae. The record is from RefSeq and is a predicted model, not a curated record. Gene Ontology annotation, biological process: systemic acquired resistance. Bases 59 to 397 code for a protein of 112 amino acids.